AGGAAAGAACUUAAAUCCAUCCUGUUACAAACUAAGAUCACAGCAGCAAGACUCCUAAGCAAGGUCUUCACACGGAUUGACACUUUUGAGCCAAAUGGAGAAAUCCAACCACAGUGCAAGGAUCCAGGUUACUGAAUUUAUUCUUUUGGGACUCAUCAACAGCCCAGACCUCAAAGCACCACUCUUUGGAAUAUUUUUAAUCAUAUAUUUGGUAACACUGAUGGGCAAUCUGGGCAUGGUUAUUCUGACUCAUGUAGACUCAAAACUACAUACGCCUAUGUACUUUUUCCUGAGACAUUUAUCAAUCACGGAUCUUGGUUACUCUACAGUUAUUGGUCCAAAAAUGAUGGUAAAUUUUGUUAUGCAGCAGAAUAUCAUUUCCUACAUAGGGUGUGCUGUGCAACUGACAUUCUUUGAGAUUUUCAUCAUUACUGAACUGUUUAUCCUCUCAGCCAUGGCAUACGACCGCUAUGUAGCCAUCUGCAAACCUCUUGUCUAUGUGAUCAUCAUGGCAGGAAGAGUACGUUGGGGGCUGGUACUGGUACCCUAUCUCUACAGCACAUUUGUGUCCUUACUUCUCACAGUUAAGUUAUUCACACUGUCCUUUUGUGACUCUAACAUCAUCAGUUACUUUUACUGUGACUGUAUCCCUCUGAUAUCUCUGCUCUGUUCUGACACACAUGAAUUAGAACUCAUCAUUUUAGUUUUCUCGGGCUGCAAUUUACUCUCCUCCCUCCUCAUUGUGCUCAUAUCUUACAUGUUCAUUUUUGUGACAAUUCUCAGGAUGAACUCCAAGGAAGGGAGGUCCAAAGCCUUCUCCACAUGCAGCUCUCAUCUAACAGUAGUGGUUGUGUUCUAUGGAACACUGCUGUUUAUUUACCUGCAACCCAAAUCCAGCCAUACUUUUGAAAUUGAUAAAAUGGCCUCUGUGUUUUAUACACUAGUCAUUCCUAUGCUCAAUCCAUUGAUCUACAGCCUAAGAAACAAAGAAGUAAAAGAGGCCCUUAAGAGAACUCUUACUCAUGGACUCAGAAUCCGCACUUAA
Mastomys coucha (southern multimammate mouse) is the source of this 1045-nucleotide messenger RNA. Its product is annotated as olfactory receptor 8K1-like. NCBI's taxonomy places the organism in Eukaryota, Metazoa, Chordata, Mammalia, Rodentia, Muridae. Gene Ontology annotation, molecular function: odorant binding; olfactory receptor activity; G protein-coupled receptor activity. The record is from RefSeq and is a predicted model, not a curated record. The coding region runs from base 95 to 1045 and encodes 316 amino acids. Gene Ontology annotation, biological process: G protein-coupled receptor signaling pathway; sensory perception of smell. The transcript is spliced from 2 exons. Gene Ontology annotation, cellular component: membrane.